ACAAAUAUUCAAGCAUAUCAGUAGCCAAGACAGAGAAAUCUGUACCCCCACAUAGUCACUCUACACCUGUGCUACUCAACUUUAGCGGCGCUUCCUGACGCCCUCUCCCUCGUGCUGCCCGUCAGCGGCCUCUGAUUUCUUCUCCUGCUCGCCUUCUUUGACUUCAGCAGCAUCGGUCACUUUCUUCCUCUGUACUUGCCGAGGCACCACCCGCUUGGCGAUGAAUCGCACACCGCCCCGCACCAUCUUGGCGCUUUUCUGCAGCAUCAGCACUUGCUUAUACAGCAGCAGCAGCGCCACGAACGACAGCUUGAAGAUGGCCAGCAGCAUCAGCAGCACAGAGCCCUUGUGCACCGUCGACGCCACGAACAACACGCAGAUCCACGACGUGUUGAGCGCGCUCAUGGCCGCCAGAGGGGCCAGGCGGGCGAGGGCACCGACGUCGCCACCCAGCAUGGCGCUGGUGGCGUCCAUGAACACCGGCUCGACUGAAAGGAGGUUCGUCAGGUCGGUCCAUAUCGACCCCAGCACUCCCCAUAGCUUCAUCAGCUUGGCGCCGAAUAUAUCUGGAAACUCGAUGAGAAAGACCACAGCCACCACAAUCUGCAAAAGUGAGCGAAGCGAGAAGAGAGGCCGCGACGGCAGCUCCUCCACAGUCAGCGACAGAGUCUCGCGGAGGUGGGCGACGAGUGAGCCGACUUGAGCUGACGGCGGACACGUCAUGAUGGCGAUAAAGCUGCCUCUGACCUCCACGCCUGCCGAGAGAGUCCCGUUGUCGCACUCGAGCUUCACCACUGUCGCAUAGGUCUUGUCAUACUUGAGAUCUAGGCCCCGCACGGCUGCCAGAUGGAUGCGCAGCAGGGUAUCCUGCGACUGAGCUGACACCGAGAGCACUCCGUCGCCAUUCAGCUGGCACUGAAGAGGUCCGCGAACAAACCGGCCGAGGGGAACUGACUCGAAGGGUGUGACAAUCGUGGCCGACGUGACAGGCAGGGUGCAAGAGAACGCAUUGUCCGCCGCCAUUGAGUAAGCUCCGGGAUGAUUUCCUGAACCUGCAACACGUAAUAUGUAGAUGUGAUGCGGAGAGAUCAUUCAGUGGGCGUUCCGUCGUCGUUUCGCUCACCUCACAAGGAGAUGAGAUUCCAGAAUUGGGAAGGAAGGAGCACCACAGAAGAAUCCUCGCGAGCUGAAGCUCGCAUCCUGGCCAAGCUUUGGCCGAAUAACUGUAUCUGUGAUGAGAAACUCGCACAUGGAUAGCGGUCCACGUGUAGCUAUAGCUAUGUCCAUGAAACAGUGCAAGGACAUGACGGCCAUCAGCAUCAUCAUGGUCAGUGUCGCGGUCAACAGUGAGCAUUGCUAAUGAGAAGAAGGCCAAAACCUCACAACAAUCAGUCGUGCCUUCCUCCCCUGCCUGCCUGCCUGCCUGCCUGUCAUCACCGACACAGACCCUACUGCCUCCGCAAUGAUCACUCAUCAGCGCGGGCACAGAAAUCAUGCAAAGGGGAACGCAUGAGCAUACAAUGGCAAGGUCUGCUUGUCGCCACGUGUGCCCUCUACCCGGAACAUGUUCUUCUGCAGUAGGCAGCCAUACACACAUCUGCGUGUCAUGUGGUAAGCACGGCAAGGUGAGGCGACGGCAUGCACGCGCGUGAAAGUCAACAAAACCG
Molecule: messenger RNA, 1667 nt
Organism: Vitrella brassicaformis
Lineage: Eukaryota; Vitrellaceae
Source: the annotation of a GenBank genome assembly